UAAUAAUAAUAGAAAAAUGGCUGCUGCAAGUGUUCCUUGCAUGAACUCAGGAGAUAAAGAAACUAGCUAUGGCUCUUGGUCUUUACCACAAGAAAUGGUACUAUCGAAGGCAAGGCCGAUCCUGGAAGAUACCAUCAAAGACAUGUUCAGCAACGUGUCUUCGACUGAUUGCAUCAAGGUGGCAGACUUGGGUUGCUCCUCAGGACCCAAUACUUUCAUGGCGAUAUCCAUAGUUGUUGACGCCUUCCACGAGAUGUGUCAACAAGCGCAAUUGAAAUCAUCACCUGAGAUUCAAGCGUUUCUAAACGAUCUUCCAGAAAAUGAUUUCAAUAGCGUCUUCAGAUCUGUUGCUAGUUUCACUGACAGGAUCAAGAAAGAGAAGGGAGACAAGUUCGGGCCUUGUUUUGUAACAGGGGUACCAGGUUCCUUUUAUGGAAGGCUCUUUCCGAAUCGGAGUCUGCACCUUGUACAUUCUUCGUAUAGUGUUCACUGGUUAUCAAAGGUACCUGAUGGUAUUGGGAAUAAUAAGGGAUAUGUAUACAUGGCUGAAUCAAGCCCUCCCAACGUAUUCAAAGCUUACUCUAGGCAAUUUAAGGAGGACUUCUCAACAUUUCUAAAAUUGCGGUCCCAAGAGAUGAUUCCAGGAGGGCGCAUGGUGCUUACCUUCAAUGGUAGGAGCAAUCUAUAUCCCUCAAAAGAAGAUGAUGAUUGGAAGCUGCAGCUAGCAAAAUCCCUCUAUGACUUAGUGGCGGAGGGAAUUGUGAAAGAAGCUGAUGCAGAUUCAUUCAACAUCCCUUUGUAUGCACCCUACAAAGGUGAAUUAUGUGAGAUUAUUCAAAAGGAGGGGUCCUUUGAUCUUGACAAGUUGGAAGUUGUUCAAAUCAACUGGGGUCCUAGAGAUGUCUUAACCAAUGAAGAUUUUGAGUUGGACAAGUACCAAUGGGGGCAAAAGACCGCAAACUCUGUUAGAGCCAUUACAGAACCUAUGCUUGCAAGGCAUUUCGGAGAGGAUAUACUUGACAAGUUAUUCAGAGGGCUAGCCAAAUACGAGGCGGAGCAUCCAGGUUAUAAGUUGACGAGUAUUGUUGUUUCAAUGAAAAAGAAGUAGCUACUUCAUAUUAAUUACUCUUUAUUGUAGCAGGUGGCCUCCAUCCUUUGGUUGAAUGGAAAUGCUGAAUUAUCUUCCAAGAAUAAUAAAAAUAA
Theobroma umbraticum is the source of this 1203-nucleotide messenger RNA. RefSeq names its product putative methyltransferase TCM_000331. Gene Ontology annotation, molecular function: methyltransferase activity. The record is from RefSeq and is a predicted model, not a curated record. NCBI's taxonomy places the organism in Eukaryota, Viridiplantae, Streptophyta, Magnoliopsida, Malvales, Malvaceae.